This is a messenger RNA of Lathyrus oleraceus (garden pea), 483 nucleotides long. RefSeq lists its product as uncharacterized. The record is from RefSeq and is a predicted model, not a curated record. The transcript has a single exon. The coding region runs from base 1 to 483 and encodes 160 amino acids. Lineage: Eukaryota; Viridiplantae; Streptophyta; Magnoliopsida; Fabales; Fabaceae.
AUGUUCAAGAAGCUUGAAAUAAAUAUCCCUUUUUCCGAGACACUAGAGCAAAUGCCUAUAUAUGCCAAGUUCAUGAAAGAUAUCAUCUCCAAGAAAUGCACCACUGACACUGAACAUGUACUUUUGACUGAAACAUGCAGUGAUAUUUGGCAGGGUAUAAAGAUUCUUGUGAAAAAGAAAUAUAUGGUCUAUGUCACCAUUCCAUGCACUAUUGGAUACAGAACAUUCAAGAAGACACUUAUUGAUUUGGGAGCUAGUGUGAGUCUCAUGCAUUUGUCCGUCUAUAGGAAGUUAGGUAUUUGUGUUGUUCAGGAUACCAGAAUGACACUUCAAUUUGCAGAUCACUCAGUGAAGAUACCUUAUGGUAUAGUGGAAGAUGUUUUGGUAAAAAUAGACAAGUUUAUGUUUUCUGUUGAUUUUGUGAUUCUUGAAAUGCCCGAAGAUGGAAAGAUUCCACUUAUCUUAGGAAGACCAUUUCUAUAG